This is a messenger RNA of Juglans microcarpa x Juglans regia, 2228 nucleotides long. RefSeq names its product indole-3-acetic acid-amido synthetase GH3.6. The transcript has 3 exons. Gene Ontology annotation, cellular component: cytoplasm. Lineage: Eukaryota; Viridiplantae; Streptophyta; Magnoliopsida; Fagales; Juglandaceae. Gene Ontology annotation, molecular function: indole-3-acetic acid amido synthetase activity. The record is from RefSeq and is a predicted model, not a curated record. The coding region runs from base 137 to 1975 and encodes 612 amino acids.
CGCACAAAAGCAUCAUCCCGUUUUAUAACAAACACACUCUCUUUUUCUCUCCCUCUCUCUUUAGCAUCCUCCCAUAUACUUGAAAAGCUACCUCUCUUUCACGGUGCCAAGAAAAAAGGGGCCAGGAAGAAACACCAUGCCUGAGGCUCCAAACUGCUCAUUAAAACCCACAAACUACAAUAUUGUAGAGAAAAACAAGAAGACUCUUCAGUUCAUUGAAGAUGUCACGGCCAACGCUGAUGAAGUUCAGAAGCGUAUUCUUUCCGAAAUCCUCUCUCGCAAUGCUAACGUAGAGUACUUGCAAAGGCACGGCCUCAAAGGUCACACUGACCGGGAUACCUUCAAGAAAGUCAUGCCUGUGAUCACCUACGAGGAUAUCCAGUCAGAUAUCACUCGUAUUGCCAAUGGUGACACUUCCCCAAUCCUCUGCUCGAGGCCCAUUUCGGAGUUCUUGACGAGCUCUGGGACAUCCGGUGGAGAGAGAAAAUUGAUGCCCACCAUAGAAGAAGAACUAGGAAGGAGGUCACAGCUAUAUAGCCUCUUGAUGCCUGUGAUGAGCCAAUUUGUUGCUGGCCUAGAGAAAGGCAAAGGAAUGUACUUUUUGUUCAUAAAAUCUGAGGCCAAGACACCUGGAGGUCUUUUGGCUCGCCCUGUUCUAACUAGCUAUUACAAAAGCUCCCACUUCAAAGAAAGGCAAUAUGACCCUUACACGAACUACACCAGCCCAAACGAAACCAUCCUCUGCCCUGACUCCUACCAAAGCAUGUAUACACAACUACUUUGUGGCCUCUGCCAUAACAAGGAAGUUAUAAGGGUUGGAGCUGUUUUUGCCUCUGGUUUCAUCCGCGCCAUCCGUUUCCUCGAGAAGCAUUGGGCCUCUCUUUGCAACGAUAUCAGAACCGGAAACAUCAAUCCCCAAAUCACUGACCCUUCUGUCCGAGAGGCUGUCAUGAAGAUCCUCAAACCUGAUCCCAAGCUUGCAGAUUUCAUUGAAGUCGAGUGCAGCAAAGAUUCUUGGCAAGGAAUCAUAACCAGGUUGUGGCCCAACACCAAGUAUGUGGACGUUAUUGUGACUGGGACCAUGUCACAGUACAUUCCGACUCUUGAUCACUAUAGCAAUGGCCUCCCACUUGUGUGCACCAUGUAUGCAUCCUCUGAAUGCUACUUCGGUGUCAACCUUAACCCUCUUUGCAAGCCUAGUGAAGUUUCCUACACCCUCAUUCCCACCAUGUGCUAUUUCGAAUUCCUGCCCGUUCACAGAAAUAAUGGGGUCACUUACUCUCCCUCCGUCCCUAAAUCCCUCAGUGAAAAAGAACAGAAAGAGUUGGUGGAUCUAGUUGAUGUCAAGCUUGGGCAAGAAUAUGAGCUUGUUGUUACCACUUAUUCUGGACUUUAUCGCUAUAGGGUUGGAGAUGUGCUCCGAGUGGCUGGAUUCAAGAACAAGGCCCCUCAGUUCAACUUCAUAUGCCGGAAAAAUGUGGUCCUCAGCAUUGAUUCUGACAAGACUGAUGAAGUUGAGCUGCAAAAUGCAGUAAAGAAUGCGGUGAACCAUUUGAUGCAAUUUAAUGCAACUCUGGCUGAAUACACUAGCCAUGCGGAAACCUCAACAAUCCCAGGCCACUAUGUGCUAUUCUGGGAGCUUAGCCUCAAUGGGUCAACCCCAAUUCCACCCUCAGUGUUUGAGGACUGCUGCUUGACCAUUGAAGAGUCCCUCAACAGCGUGUACCGCCAGGGACGUGUCUCCGACAAGUCAAUUGGCCCCCUAGAGAUUAAGAUUGUUGAGCCCGGGACCUUCGAUAAGCUCAUGGAUUAUGCCAUUAGCUUAGGGGCGUCCAUAAACCAGUACAAGACCCCGAGGUGUGUGAAAUUUGCACCCAUUGUUGAGCUCUUGAACUCUCGGGUUCUGUCAAACUACUUCAGUCCCAAAUGUCCCAAGUGGGUUCCGGGCCACAGGCAAUGGAACAAUCAGGAUUGAAGGAAACUAAAGAUCAGGGACUGCGGAACAAGUACCAGUCAGUCUUGGUAGCUUUCAUGGAGGUUCACAAGAACUGUUUUUGUGAUCAUCUUAGGAAAAAAGUUAAUUAUCCAUUUUAGGUUAACCCAUCUCUUGAAUGUUUCACUUUUCAAUUUUUUUUUUCCCGAAUAUUUUAGUCGCUGUCUAAUAUGCAUAGACUUUGAAUUAGCCCAUGUACAAAAACGGUUCCUGUUUCAAGGAAAGCUCUCUCUUA